Messenger RNA from Chara braunii, 2702 nucleotides. The record is from the annotation of a GenBank genome assembly. NCBI's taxonomy places the organism in Eukaryota, Viridiplantae, Streptophyta, Charophyceae, Charales, Characeae.
GCAGCUUGCUACUCGUGAGGACGUUGUGUCCUCUCUCCUGGACUUGAGCAUGCUCCAGGCUCGUAAGGAGCGACUCACCCUCCAUGUCGCUGCACUGCAUCGUCUUCUCGCCAUCCUCUCUGAUCCUGAUCGCACCCUCCCGAUCAUCCCAGUACGACUCGGGACCUCCACGAGGAUGUACUCAGCGCUGUGGGAUUUCGGUUCUCAGGGCGACUUCAUUCACCCACGCGUGGUGAAGGAAGCCCGCUUACCCACGACAGGGUCUCCGAAUCCCAUCUCCGUUACCCUAGGGGAUGACAAGACCCAGCGCUUCUUCGAUCAGACGGUCACCGAGCUCCCCUUCUUUCUCACUCUCGAGCCGACUGAUCGUUCCCCGGCGUCUCGUUGCCACCGCUCCUCUGCACAUUUCGAUGUGAUGGAGACGGGGUAUGACUUCAUUCUCGGCACUCGGUGGUCUCGUCGGUUCCGCAGCACCGAGGCCGAUUGGGCGACCAACACACUCGUUCUCAAAACGAAGUGUGGACAGACGUAUCGCGUACCUUUCAUAGGUACCACAGCGACACCACGCCCCGAUCCUUCUCCCCCGGAGGCUUCAGUGCCCACACCAUCUCUCUCUAUCACUGUCACCUCGACUCGGCAGUUCGCUCACUUCAUUCGACAGGACGACGUCACCUUCUUUAUGGUGGACGUGACGGAUCUCGUACACUAUGAUCCACCAUGUCCCGACGCCGAGCUCAUCCCUCUGGAGCCAGAUCCUCCCUCUAUCUCCAUGACUCCUAUCUCUACUUCCGUCCCUCCGCCGUCCGUCGAGUCCACCCCGCCGUCACGCGCUGACGCUGACGCUGAGGAACUCGCACGGUAUACGGCUGACCUGGAGCCCGCAGUUCGUGACCUCAUCCGAGAGUACCACGACGUUUUCCCAUCGUCAUUCUCGUACGUCGGCAUCCCACCGAUGCGUGACGUCGAGCACUCCAUUCAGCUUGUGCCUGACUAUCUUGUUCACCACCAGGCACCAUACAGACUCUCGAUCCCCGAGGCCACCGAACUCAAGCGUCAGCUUGAGGAGCUCCUGAGACUGGGUUUCAUUAAACCCAGCAACUCCCCGUGGGGUGCACCCGUCCUCUUUGCUCGCAAAGCGGAUGGAACUCUCCGUCUUUGCAUCGACUAUCGCAGUCUCAACCGCUACACGGUUAAGAACAGCUACCCCAUGCCUCGUUCCGAUGACCUGUUCAAUCGCCUAGCAGGCAACCGCUUCUUUACGAAGAUUGAUCUUCGUAGCAGUUACCAUCAGAUCCGCGUCGCUGCAGCCGACCAGCCGAAGACCGCGUUCCGAUCGCGAUUCGGCCACUACGAGUUCACGGUGAUGCCAUUCGGCCUCACCAAUGCACCCACUACCUUUCAUAGGGCGAUGAACGACAUCUUCAGGGACAUCCUAGAGCAGUACGUUCUCGUCUACCUCGACGAUAUCCUGGUCUACAGUCGUACCCUUGAGGAGCACCUCAGACACCUCCGCGACGUCCUUGACCGCUUGCUCAGACAUGGCUUCUACGCCAAGCUGAGCAAGUGCCGCUUUGCCCAGCACAAAGUGGAUUUCUUACGACACUACGUGUCUGACCAGUGUCUCCACAUGGACGACGCGAAGAUCACUGCUAUUGCGGAGUGGCCCACCCCCACAUCCGCCAAGCAGCUUCGCAGCUUCCUAGGCCUGACCAGCUACUAUAGUAACUUCAUCCGGGGAUACGCUAGUCGAUUCUGGCGACGGCUCCACGAGGUAUACGGCACUCAGCUUCGCUUCUCCUCGUCUUACCAUCCUCAGACUGAUGGUCAGACCGAGAUCACGAACAGGACUCUCGCAGAUAUUCUUCGAAAGAUUGUUCGUGACGAGCAGCAGUGGGAUCUUCAUCUUGCCCACGAGGAGAUAGCCUACAACCACGCCGUCUCGCCAGCCACGGGGAUGUCGCCUUACUAUUGCGACCUCGGCUAUCACCCUCGUGUUCCCGCGGACUUUCUUCGACCGUCGCAGAUGCACCCCGACACGAGUUGUCCCGCGCUGGAUGAUUGGGUUGCACACAUGACGUUGAUCAUGAAGACCGCACAUGAGCACAUAGCCGCUUCCCAGACUCGCAUGGCAGCACRUGCGAACCGAUCGAGGAUGGACCAUCCAUUCAAAGUGGGUGAUGAUGUGCUUAUCAACGCUCGCCACUUACAGCUCGAAGCGGACAUGCUUCUCAAGUUUCGGCGUCGCUUCUUUGGCCCAUGCCGCAUCCUCCAGGCCGUCGGUUCUGAUACGGCAUCUAGCCCGGUCAGCUUUCGUGUGAAGCUGCCCGACUACCUACGCCAGGCUCGUGUGCAUGAUGUCUACCACGUCUCGUUACUGCGUCCUUACCGCAGACCGUCUGAGCGUUUCACUGGACGACCAUACGAGCGCCCUCCACCCCUCAUGGUGGACGACCACGAGGAGUUCCUCGUUUCAGACAUCAUUGGUCGCCGAGUCACCGACGACAACCCUCCCCACGUCGAGUAUCUCGUACGUUGGAAGGGUUACCCUGAUGAGGAGGCUACCUGGGAGCCCCUCGAGCACUUGCAGCAYGCUCGCAUGUUGGUGCGUGCCUAUGACCGUGCUCGUCGUGUUGGGUUCACUGCUCCUCCUUAGCCCACUGACCCUCCUCCCUCUCCCCCGGCUGAGGAGGCCGCUGAAGUCG